GUUUGACUCUAUUAUAAGCAUUGAUUUAUAUAUUCUUUGAGUAUAUUUUUAUUCUUAUGCGAGUAUUCAUGAGAUGUAUUGAAGGUAUAAAAAGUUUUCUUAAAAUAAUUGUUGUCGUGGAAAAUGUUGGACUCAUAUACUCAGGCCCUUAGAAGAGAUAUCAGAUCUGGUAUAGGAGUGGUUGAGUGGAAUCUUUUGUGGAGGAAAUGGAAGUUUAAUAACGAGUCAGUGAUCAGUAUAUUCCGCAAAACGGCCGCAAAAAAUGCCGACAAAAUUGCCAUUAAGGCUGUGGACCAGAAUUGGACGUUCAGACACUUGGAUCAGUUCUCCAACAAAAUCGCCAAUUAUUUCGUAUCGAUUGGCUUGAAAAGUGGCGAUGAAGUGGCGCUUAUGAUGAAUAAUAAGCCAGAAUUCAUAGGCAUUUGGUUAGGUUUGGCUAAAUCCUUUUAUCGUCUAUUGGAUAACUACUCCAAGAAUAGUCUGGAUGUUUACCACAAAAGAAACUUUAACGACCCUCUCGUCUAUAUAUUCACUUCGGGCACAACCGGUGGUAAACCAAAGGCUGCCAUCGAGACCGACGCCCGGGUGUUGGUAGGGGUGAGCGGACACUACAUCGGGUUUAAGGUCCGAAAAAACGAUAACUUUUACGUCCCCCUACCCUUCUAUCACGCGUUUGGCGGUGUCUUAAUAUUUGGGGUAUAUAUUGGCGAGACGUGUAGGUAUUUGCUGUCACAACCGCCUAAACCAGAGGACAAUAAACACUCGAUUAGAGCGAUGUGUGGCAUAGGGUUGAGGAAAGAGUUUUGGAAUCAAUUCAAGACUCGGUUUGCAAUCAAACAUAUCUAUGAGUUUUACGGCGCCUCUGAAGCUAAUGUCUAUUUGGUGGAUUCUGUCACAUAUGAGCCAAUUCGCAAUCGCAAGGGUUUGUGCAAAAUGAUUAGACCUGGUGAAAUUGGAGUCAUCGUGGGACUACAUAACAAAAUCAGUCCAAUUCAUGAGUUCAAAGGAUAUACAGAUAGAGAACAAACUAAUAAGAAGUGGAUAUUCAAUGUUAGAUCAGUGGGUGAUUUGGGAUUUAUGUCCGGAGAUCUGGUGGAAAUGGAUAAGUUUGGGUACAUGUACUUCAAGGAUAGGAUUGGAGAUACGUUUAGAUGGAAAGGAGAAAACGUGUCGACAACAGAUGUGGAGGCAGUCCUACAAAACUAUCUAAACCUCAAAGACUGUACUGUUUUCGGUGUAAGUGUUGGUCAGUGCGAAGGCAAAGCAGGAAUGGCUGUUAUUAAUGCCAAUUCAGAUGAUAUAGAUUUACAACAAUUAGCUCAACAACUUACCAACCGUUUGCCCUCAUAUGCCAUACCUUUGUUCAUAAAACUGACCACAAAUAUAGAAGUGACUGGAUCUUUCAAACUAAUCAAAUAUAAACUACAAAACAUUGGAUAUACUCCUCAAUCAAGUGAUGACUUGAUUUAUAUCUUUGAUAAAAACCUCAAUAAUUAUAAACUCAUGACAAAUGAAACAGCGACUCUCAUAUUCAGCGAAGUCUACCUGCGAUUAAAGAGAUGUGAAUUAAGUAACGAAUCGGUGAUCAGUUUGUUUCGACAAACUGUCAGAAAAAAUGGUCACAAAAUUGCCAUUAAGUUUAAUGAGCAAAACUGGACGUUUACACGACUCGAUCAAUUCUCCAACAAAAUCGCUAAUUAUUUCCUAUCAAUGGGUUUGAAAAGUGGCGACGAAGUGGCUCUUAUGAUGGAUAAUAAGCCAGAAUUUAUAGGCAUUUGGUUGGAUAGUGUCAAUGUAUUAGACAAACAAAACUUUAAGGACACACUUCUAUAUGUAUACACUUCGGGCACAACUGGCGGCAAAAUUAAGGCUACCAUUCAAACUAAUGGCCGCUUUAUUGGUGGUCUCAUCGCAUUUGCCACUAUUUGUGGAAUCAAGAAGAAUGACAAUAUCUAUGUAUCCCAACCCCUAUACCACGCAUUUGGUGGCUGUUUAGGUGCAGGCUUUUGCUUAAUAAGUGGUAAUACAAUCACAAUCGCUAAUAAAUUCUCGGCCUCACAAUUCUGGCACAAUUGCAUUAAAUACGAGUGCACUAUUGCUCUAUACAUCGGUGAGAUGUGUAGGUAUUUGUUGUCACAACCGUCAAAACCAGAGGACACUCAGCACUCGAUUAGACUGAUGUGUGGCAUAGGGUUGAGGAAAGAGUAUUGGAAACUAUUUAAGAGUAGAUUUUCUAUCAAACGGAUCGUUGAAUUCUACGGCGCCUCUGAAGGCAAUUGUAUUUUAGUAAACAUAGACAACAAGGAGGGCUCCUGUGGUUUUAUUCCCUACUAUUACGGGCCAUUCCUUAGACUGUUUUACACGGGAUAUCUUAUAAGAGUGGAUCCGAUCACUGGUGAACCGGUUCGCAAUCGGAAGGGUUUGUGUAAAUGGAUAAAACCGGGAGGGAUUGGCGUGUUUGUGGCCGAACACCAAAAGAAUAAUGUUAUGAAAGACUUCUUGGGAUAUACUGUGGAAGAAGAUCGACAAAAGAAGUUAAUUCAUAACAUUAGGUCUUUCGGAGACUCAGGAUUCAUGUCCGGAGAUCUGAUGGAAAUGAAUAGAUUUGGUUAUAUUUACUUCACCGAUAGAAUGGGGGAUACUUUUAGGUGGAAAGGAGAAAAUGUGUCGACAACAGAUGUGGAGGCAGUCCUACAAACCUAUAUAUCCCUCAAAGAUUGUACAGUUUUCGGUGUAAGUGUUGGUCAGUGCGAAGGCAAAGCAGGAAUGGCUGUUAUUAAUGCCAAUUCAGAUGAUAUAGAUUUACAACAAUUGGCUCAACAGUUGAUUAAACGUUUGCCUUCAUAUGCCAUACCAUUGUUCAUGAAAUUGACCACAGAUAUAGAGGUGACGGUGUUGGUCUCCCUAUUGGUGGCCAAUGCGGCCGCACUGUUGCUUAACAUUAACCGAUGGGUAGGCCUGGGAUCGGCUGUUGGCCUCAUACUGUAUAUUGUUUUCUAUUAUUGGCAGUCAUUGAGACUAUUUUUGCUCACAUUUCCUCGAGAUAUGAGAUCCCUUUCCCACACCACUCCAAACUUGUAG
Oppiella nova is the source of this 3081-nucleotide messenger RNA. NCBI's taxonomy places the organism in Eukaryota, Metazoa, Arthropoda, Arachnida, Sarcoptiformes, Oppiidae. The record is from the annotation of a GenBank genome assembly.